AGUGUGCAUGUGAACUGUACGAGUAUUGUUGUUCUAGUUACGUUGUUAUUUGUGUAUUUCAAAACAAGUGUCUAUCGAAAAGCCCGACGAAUUUUAGGUCGCCAAAUUGAAAAUCGCCGAAAGAAAUGGCAGUUUUCAAUCUAUGAAAUACUAUUUAAUCCAAAUUAACGGUGUAAAAUGCGAUUGUUGUAAAUGAACCAGUGAAAACCAUGUCGAAGGUAACAAAGCAAAAUUCCGUAUUGAAAGAGGUGCACAAGGAUGAAUUGAAAAGCACAACAAAACUUACGGCUAAUGGUGGUUUAAAAGAGGAAAAGCGAAAAAUUGGUAAAGAAAUUGGAGUCGAUGAGAAGAAAAGCGAGAAAAAACCGUCAACAAAAUCCACUUUAAAUGGAAAAAGUGAAAAGGGGCCGGAGAAAAAAACAAAAACAGAGUCGAAAGUACGAACCGAAACGAAAACUAGAUCCGAAACGAAAAUAAAAACUGAAUCAAAACCAAAAUCAAGAACGGAAUCCAAGUCGAUGGCUGUACAAAAUGGUAAAUCAGUGCAAAAAGUGUCAUCGGUUGAUAAAUCCGAUAAGAAACGAUCGUCGUCGACCGACAAACGGUCAAUGUCGAUUGAGAAACGGUCGUCAUCGACUGAAAAAUCUGAAGAAAAACGUCCUAAAGAUAAAGUCAGUUCAAAACCAAAAGAUGCAACUCGAUCAAAAGUGAAAACCGGUGAGUCAUCGUCGGUGGUGAAAAGUGUGUCGAAACGUCAAUCGGUGCCAUUGAAGGCGUCACAUGCAAUUGGUGCCAAAGCGAAUGCUUCAACAAGCAUUUCAUCAAAGAAUGUAAUGAAUCAAGUGCACAAUGUGACAGUCUCAUCACCGCCUCCAGUCCGACGUGAAAUUGGGGCCGUUGAAACAGAAUCUGAGCAGCAGCGCACAGAACAAACGAUAAUGGAAUAUGAACAAAUACAACGACAAAAGCACAAGGAGCAACAAAUUCAGCAGAAAGAAUUGGAAGAGAAGCAACAGAGGGAGCGUAGGGAAAAGCAGCAGAAAUUGGAAGAGAAAGAGCGAAUUAGGCAGCAGCAGCAGCAGCAACAACAAAUAGAGCAACCGAAGCAGCAGACCGAAGCACAGAAUGGACAACAACCAGAACAGUCUGAAUCGUUGCCGAAAAGAGGUCGAACACGAACACGCACUUUAGAAGAAAGUGAAAUUGUUUUGCUGAAGCCAAAUCCAAACUCAAAUUCAGUGUCGAUAUCAAAUGGAAGUGAACCGCAAUCGCUAGUGAAUGAAAGUAGUCCAGUUGAAAUCAAGCCGCCGGUUUCAUUUGAAGUCAUUUUGGAUGGUGCAAAGAAUGCGAAUAAAUCCUCCGUUAAAAUGCAUGAGUCGAUUCGAUCCGUGGAGCCAGUUGCAGACAAUGGACUCGAUGCUAGCGAUAAUGAGUCAGAGGAUUAUGAAGAUGAUUUUGAAUCGUACGAAUCGGAUUUCGAAAGUGAAAUUCCCGACGAAGAUGACACUGAUGAAAGCGACGACGACGACGAAGAGUCUCAAGAGGAAACCACCAUCUCAAGUGGUGAAAGUGAUACCGAUGACAAUGUGGUAAGCACAGCGUCGAGGCAUCCCUUCGAAACGGGCCAUUCAAUUGAAAAUAGUGAAUUUGAUUCGGGAUCAUUUGAACUGAAGGUAUUAUCGGGUCGAGCGCGUGAUCGCAACGAACCUACCGCUGCUAUAAAUCGCCGCGAGAAACAGAUCGAAAUGCAAAUUGAUUCAGGCAUUGAAAAUUAUUCCAACACAGUAAAUGCAUUGAUACCAACGCAAAACGGCCAAAUGAACUCGCUGGAUCACAAUAACAAAACUUUCGAUAAUAUUUCGGACAUUGAAACUGAAGGCGUCAACAGUCUGGAGACCGCAAACAAAGUGAACAGUGGCAAAAUCAAUAAGAAUAAAUCACGAUUAGCAAAACGUGGCGAAGAAUUGUUAAGCAAAAUUACAUUAGACAUUAUGAAUUAUGUGUUAUUCGACUCGAAACCCAUUCCGUAUGAAGUGUUUAUGAAAAUUUAUGGCAACAGUAAUACGGCACAGGUGGCCGUGCAAACGCAUAAUGAUCGAAUCGAUCAAGAAUGCCAAAGUGAUGCGAUCGCAAUACAAACCACUUGGUCACAGUAUCCGAUUUCAUUUUAUACGGAACACAUCGGUCGGUUCGAUUUCGAUGACUAUAAAAUUGGUUGUGGCUCAGUUGCAGAACAAAACAUUGACAAAUCUACGGAAAAUCUGGAUAGAACGUGUGAACACAGUUUGAAACUCAUUCGAAAUAUGACAGUGAAAACGAUUGCCACCGAUGACGCGAAAGAUGAAAAAGCGGGUAAACCCAUUCGCAACAUUGAUUAUGAAAAUUUGAAUCGGUUUUUGUUGGAGAGUGAAAUGACAUUGUCACGCAUUUUAAAUGUGCAUGCACAAAAAAGGGCAGGAAAAUUAAAUGAAGCGGUACUUCCCAUUAGCAACGGUUUUCUUACACUCAAUCCAAAUAUCAAUCGCGUAAAUAAGCGGAUUCAUCGAACGUUUGCAACGGAUGCUUUACCGGGAUUUUUAUUCACACUGCAUCGUGAUAGUGACAGUGAAUUGAAUGUGAUCGCCAUGUGGAAUUUGGUUUCAUUACAUUCACCCGUUUGCUUGCUUUCAGUGUGGUCAAAAGUGUUGUGUCUCGAGAUUCAUCCGAAAAUUAAGGACAUCGUUUUCGCCGGUCUCGAUGACGGAUCGAUUGCGGUGUGGGAUUACUCCGAAUCAAAAUAUUGGCAUCCAAAUAUAGAUGGCGAGAUCAAACGAUUGGUCCCAUCGCAAAUAACAACGCCAACCUUUGAUAAUAAAAAAAUCACCGAUUUUGGGCGAUGCAUAUCGAUACGGGGAUUGCCAAUUGCUGCUGACACCGAACUUCUCAACGGAUACGAUCCGAAACAGAUGUGUUCCUUGCACGAGUGUGGUUUGUUAAUUUUGUGGACGGUAUUGAGUAAUGCGACGGGUGUAUAUACGGAUUUAUCAAAUAAACGGAUCGAUCAUCAGUCGAUAUGGAGCAAAGUGAAAUUGAUUCAAAACAAAGCAAUCGAUUUGCGUUCAUCGGUUCGGCAAAUGGUUCAAUUGAAAAUGUCACGACCGACGUCAAAAUCGUUCGACAAAACGCGGUCAUACUUCGAAAGUGAACUGUUCAGUGACUCAGCACUGCAGGAACUGCACGAAAUGAAUGCGAUCGAAGAGAAAAUCCUAACCAAUUUCCGGUGCACUGCCAUUGAAUUGACGAGUGAAGGCAUUUUAAUAUCAACCAAUGAGAAUUUCCUACUUUUUGGUCGAAAAUCGUUCAAAAACGAAUCGUUUCGUCGAAUUCAAAUCGAUUCAAAUCGAAGUGUACGCGUUGAGAGUAUGGUGGCGCUAACGGGGUUCGAUGAUGACAUUGUUAUCAUAGCGUUGAACAAUGGUGCGGUUAAGUCGUUGUGCUGUGAUCAAAAUAUUGAACAAAUAGACGAUUCGCAGGCAAACAGUGACAUCGAAGAGAGUUCGUCGUCAAUUUCAUCCCUAACACCACCCACUGGCAAUGGAAAAGCUUCGAACGUAAGCUUUCCGAUAGAAACAUUCGAUUAUUCGAUGGCGUCACCAUCGAAUGGUCCUGUUCAAGUUGCAUUGGCUGCUCCACUUCAAGCCGGCACUGGAUUUUUUGCCAACAACACUGGACCUAGUUUCGGUAAAUCAUGCACCAUUCAAAGUCUUGUGCAGAGUGAACGAAAAAUUUAUGAUGAGAUGCAAGCAAUGCACCACCUGGAAAAUAUGGAAUAUAAAGCGCCAUUGGAAACGGUACCCAUAAAAUUGUGUCAACGGUCCAUUCGAAGCACACAACUGAUGAGCGGCCAAACGAUUCUUAACAAUUCAAUGGAUGCAUUCUCGACACUGUCACGCCAAUACCUGGUGCAAUUAAUAAAAUCCAGGAAAUUGAUCACACUUCGCAAGAAUCGAUUGCGCAUCUACGAUUUAGUGACCAAUGAAAUUGUUAAUGUGCCAGCAAAACAGGUGAAAUUCACUGAAGUAACGGCAACCACAGCCGACCAAAAUGAAGAAUGUUUGAUACUACUAAACUCUGAGGGGAUCGUUGAACUACAUCAAAUCACCGUUGAACCGAACAGCUGUUAACAUUUUAAUCGAAUGCAAGAACCAAAUUCUAUUUCUUAUUCUUUUAUCGAGUGAAUUUUUAUAGAAAUUUACUGUAAACGCUGAUUCUUAAAUAAAAUUGUUACCUAAAUUGAUAUACAG
Molecule: messenger RNA, 4283 nt
Organism: Sitodiplosis mosellana (orange wheat blossom midge)
Lineage: Eukaryota; Metazoa; Arthropoda; Insecta; Diptera; Cecidomyiidae
Exons: 5
Coding region: 210-4163 (1317 amino acids)
Biological process (GO): intraciliary transport
Cellular component (GO): cytoplasmic dynein complex
Molecular function (GO): dynein heavy chain binding; dynein light chain binding
Source: RefSeq, a predicted model, not a curated record